Messenger RNA from Ostertagia ostertagi, 450 nucleotides. NCBI's taxonomy places the organism in Eukaryota, Metazoa, Nematoda, Chromadorea, Rhabditida, Trichostrongylidae. The record is from the annotation of a GenBank genome assembly.
AUGCUUGCUGUGUUCACUUCGGGCUCAUUCCUGUAUUGGUUGCUGUUUGUUGCUGUAAGACCUUAUCCAAAUCGCCGAUUUGUCAAAAGGCAUCUUGAAACCAGUGGAAUGCCAUUCGAUCCCGUUGAAAGUGACCAAGACGUGAGACGGUUCAUUCUUAAUUAUCUGAAAAGUGAUGGUGUAAUAUUCGGCACGGAUCUCGUUUUGGCUCUAUGGAAAUCCUAUUUCGGUAUAGAGGAGAAAUUGAAAAGAAGCAAUUCGAUGCCACAUGUGGCGGAUGGAACUGAAGAGCCAGUCACACGAUAUUGGCCACCUCCUCCAGCUCCUGACCUUGGACGGCAGCGAAUGCGUAACGCACUUGGGCAGAAUAUUGAUAACUCGCUGGUAUCCCAGAUAUACUGGAGAGGAUCGUUCCACCAUAUCGUACCAACCGCGCUCCUCGUUAUGUAG